This is a messenger RNA of Exaiptasia diaphana, 1875 nucleotides long. RefSeq lists its product as uncharacterized. The record is from RefSeq and is a predicted model, not a curated record. Bases 198 to 1634 code for a protein of 478 amino acids. The transcript has a single exon. NCBI's taxonomy places the organism in Eukaryota, Metazoa, Cnidaria, Anthozoa, Actiniaria, Aiptasiidae.
GUUGUUUAUGCCAGGGUAAGAAUAGCUUUGAGUAGCACUUUGUCGAAUUCAGACUUUGUCUGGUAUGCACAAAAUCUCAUGUCCUAUUUCUUUCUGAAGAUACAUAUAUAUAUUGUUUACAACAGGUCAAUCAUUCACAGAGAUCGAGAGAAACACCUCUUAAAUCAUGGGUUUUAUGCGAGGAGGAUKSCUCAGUAAUGUUUGCUCACUGUACGUGUAUGGCGGGACUCAGCGAAGCGUGCUCGCAUGUUGGAGCUGUUCUUUUUGCGAUUGAAGCGGGAGUCCGAAUGAGGGAAUMCACAACGUGUACAGGUCAGCGAAGUAAGUGGGUAAUGCCAACUUAUGUUAAAGAGAUCCCUUUUAAAGAAGUACGGGAAAUCGACUUUUCUUCAGCAAAGACAAAAGACGAUCAACUACGCGAGAAUGAAGUCAUGCCUUCUGCUACAAUACAAGAACCAUCUCCACGUGGUAGAAUAAUCCCUAGGCUUUCGGAAGAUGAACAGCAGGCUUUCUACAGGAACAUUGCCAAGGAAUACCCAAAAGCUGUUAUCCUGUCAUUGAUCAAGCCACACAACUCUAAUUUUAUACUACAGAGCCUGACCAACCUGCCAAAACCACUCAAUGAAACUCUGUGUUCCCCUGAUUGUGAAGGACUUGCCUACCCAGAACUCAUCACAAAAGCACAGGAAGUGAUCUCAAAAAUGGCAGUCUCAGAAGAAGAAUGUAGAGCUGUAGAAAAAUCUACUAGAGAACAAUCUUCAUCAAAAACAUGGUUUAGCCAACGAGGAGGUAGAAUAACUGCCUCAAAAUUGAAGGCAGCAUGCCACACAAAUCCAGAUAAGCCCUCGAAAAGCUUAAUAAAGAUGAUAUGCUAUCCUGGAAUGCAUAAAUUUUCAACACCUGCCACUAGAUGGGGCUGUAAAAUGGAAAAAAAGGCUAGGAAUGGCUACUUUUCUAUUAUGAGCCAACAGCAUGAGAAUCUUACGGUUGCUGACAGUGGUCUGCAUAUUAAUCAAAGGUGGCCCUACCUGGGAGCAUCUCCAGAUAGCAUGGUUGAAUGCAAAUGUUGUGGAAAAGGAGUGGUGGAAAUAAAAUGCCCUUACAAACACAAAGAUGACUACUUGUUAGUAGCCUCUAUGGUGGACAAAAAGUUUUGCCUUUCACAGGCAAAURCUAAAUUAACUUUAAAAACUGACCAUGAAUACUAUUACCAGAUUCAAUCUCAGCUUUUCAUAUGUGAUGUGGAAUAUUGUGAUUUUGUUGUGUGGUCACAAAAUGACAUCCACAUUGAAAGAAUCUUGCCAGAUGCUGUGUUCUGGACCGAAGCUACCAUGAAGGCAUCAUUGUUUUUUAUUAAAGGAGUUCUGCCAGAACUUAUGGUAAAAUGGUUUACCAGGCCUCACAAUGCAACACAACUGGCUACUGUACCAACAUCUAUUGGAAGCACAGAAGAAAUGGAUGAUUCUGAAGAAGAGGAASGGCCAUGGUGCWUCUGUAAAACUGACAUCGAGGACUCCAUGCUUAUUGGAUGUGACAACAUGGAUUGCCCUGUACAAUGGUACCACAUGUCUUGUUUAAAUAUAACAGUUGAACCUGAUGGGGAAUGGUUUUGCCCAAGCUGUGAAAAAGGAUGAUUGGUAACAAUAUAGUACUGUAAUGAAUUAAUAAAUAGUAAUAAUGAUCAACUAUAAUACUCAAGACUUCUACUCAAUACUUAUUUAUUCAAGUCUGGUAAAAACAAAUGAACCAACAGACAAAUUUCACCUUAGUACAUACAUGCAUGUAGUACCAAAAAGUAAUCAAGAUGAGGCAUAGACAAUAUAUAUAUAUACAAGUGAUGAGUGACUAAUCUUUUUGUCUCAUCUUGGUUUUUUA